Molecule: messenger RNA, 3386 nt
Organism: Notechis scutatus (mainland tiger snake)
Lineage: Eukaryota; Metazoa; Chordata; Lepidosauria; Squamata; Elapidae
Source: RefSeq, a predicted model, not a curated record
GGGCCAUGCUAGGAAAGAGGCCACGCUUCCCAAACUUCCUGCCCCGCUCGCUCGGCCAACGGGUGCCAAGAGCUGCCGCCGCGCCCGUUAUCGAGCCAGCGCUUCCUCAGCCAGGGGACCGCAGGAGCCGCCGCCGCCGCUGCUCCCCGGGGAGGACCUGAGCGCUCGGCCGCUUCUACCUCGCGGAGCGCGCGCACAAGAGAGAGAGAGAGAGAGAGAUGAGCGGGCCUCGAGAGAAGGCGCCCGAGGCUGCGUCCCAAAGCGGCGGCCGCUGCGCCGGGGGCGUCGGCAGGGGCCCCGUUAUCCUCUCGCUGCUCUUCUCGCUUCUCUCGGUGGGCGCCUGCUUUCUCCUCAGCGCCAAGACCUCCAAGCUGCAAGGGCGACUGGUGGCCCUGGAAGAAGAGUUGGCCAGCCGCGCCUGGAGCCCCGGAGAGCAGCUGGCCGCCGAGCCUUUGCUCGCCGCGCUUCAGCCUCAGGUGGACGACCUUCUCCAGGAGAAACUGAGUGAAGGAUUAGCCAAACUACGUACAGCAAGAGAAGUACCCUCUGAAUGUCAUUGCCCACCAGGUCCACCAGGAAGAAGAGGAAAGCCUGGACGACGGGGAGAACCAGGUCCUCCAGGGCAGUCAGGACGAGAUGGUUACCCGGGGCCCCUUGGAUUGGAUGGAAAGCCAGGACCUCCGGGAGCAAAAGGAGAUAAGGGUGAGCAAGGAGACAUUGGCCCAAGGAUGGCUUUUCCUCGCCUCAGUCAUGGAUUUCUCUCUGACCAGCAUAUGUUUAGCCGACGUAUUCUUAAGGGAGACCAAGGUAAAGAUGGUGUCACUGGCCCACCUGGGCCUCCUGGACAGCCGGGUUCAAGAGGGCCUCCUGGAGAUACAGGAAAAGAUGGCCCAAAGGGACCGCAAGGUCUUCCUGGCGAGAAAGGAGAAGCUGGUGUCAUGGGCGAAUCUGGUAUUCCAGGGGAAAAAGGUGAUGCUGGGACUUCAGGAGAACCAGGAGUUCAAGGACCAAAGGGAGAGCCAGGAACUUCUGGGCCCCAAGGAGAGAGUGGUAUUCAGGGGCUGCCAGGGUCAAAGGGAGAACCAGGAAGCAUUGGCGGAAAGGGAGAAAAAGGCAUAGAUGGGCUCCCAGGGCCAAAGGGUGAGCCUGGGGAGAAGGGAGCAGAUGGACAUAUCGGGCCAAGGGGACCUCCAGGCCUGAAAGGAGAACAGGGUGAUACAGUAGUAAUUGAUUAUGAUGGUAGGAUCUUGGAAGCUCUCAAGGCUGUGGGGAAACCCAAAUUGACGGGGCCACCAGGACCUCAAGGGGAACCAGGGCCUCAAGGCGCUCCAGGACCAAAGGGGGAGCUUGGCUUGCCUGGUCCACCUGGAGUUGAUGGAGAGAGGGGAUUGAAAGGGUCAAAGGGAGAUCAAGGAAGCUCUGGACUAGUAGGACAGAAGGGAGAGAUUGGAGAAGUGGGCAUGAUUGGUUUACCUGGCCCCAAAGGAAUGAAAGGAGAGCAAGGAAACCCUGGAGUAAUGGGACAGAAAGGAGAGAUAGGAGAAAUGGGCUUAUCUGGUCCACCGGGUAUUGAUGGACCUAGAGGAGAACCUGGGACACCCUGUGAGCAAAACCUUAUCAUACCUGAACCGGGGCCUCCCGGUGUACCAGGUCUACGAGGUCCACCAGGUCCUAUGGGUCCUCAAGGGAUACAAGGACAUAAGGGCCCUCAAGGAAGUCAAGGACAAAAGGGCUCAGAUGGUUCAAAGGGUGCAAAAGGUGAAAGUGGCCAUAGAGGUGAAAAAGGACCCCUUGGGCCACAUGGUCCUCCUGGCACUCCUGGACUUAUUGGUUUACCAGGUACCAAAGGGGAGAAGGGAAAGCCAGGGGAACCAGGAUUAGAUGGUUUCCCUGGACUCCGAGGAGAAAAAGGAGAAAAAAGUGAAAGAGGAGAAAAGGGAGAAAGAGGAUUGCCAGGCAGAAAAGGAGCAAAGGGACAAAAAGGAGAACCAGGCCCUCCUGGAUUAGAUCAGCCUUGCCCCGUGUUCAUUUUUAAAGGGGAGCCAAAUUUACCAGAACUGGAUGGUGUGGAAAUGCUGUGUCCUUUGGGUCCAGAUGGAUUACCAGUACCAGGAUGUUGGCACAAGACAGAGGCAGAAAAGGGAGAGAAAAUGAAAAAGAAAAAAAAGAUUCAGCCCUAGAAAUUGAACAAACCUUGCGGAAGAAUUUCCAAUCUGGAAAGGUAACACAGCUAUAACCACACUUGUUGCUUCUUGCUUCAACCUUGAAGAAACUAGUUUCAUCCUGGGUCACUCUGAUCCAUUUCGUGACCCAUGGCUGCUUCUCCUCCUGAAGAAAGUAUCAUCUCUGGGAAAAACCCCACUUUACAUGUUCAGUCUGACUAAAGUUUGAAAGAUUCCUUUGUGGAACUUUAUUUUACUGCAGAAAUUGAAAAACAUGAACGUCUCAACCGUCAAAUCUUUAUUAUUAUUAUUAUUUUAAUAAAAUGAAGGGUACUCUAUAAUAUUCAUCUCAAUGUACAGAUUUGAAAAAUAAUAAUUUUUGCUUUAAAAACAAAAAUCCCACCAUGGCUGCUCUCUUUUGCAAACUUGGAAAAGAUACCCAUUGUGCUGCUUAUUCUUUUGGAAUCACAGAACUCAAUAAAUACAGAAAAUAUUAUUCCCACCAACCCACUAAUGAGUGUUUCAUCAAACCAUUUAAUAUGAAUGUUUCUAUUAUAAUAUAUAAGAUUAUAAGAGUAACGUGAAACAACCUAUUGUUAAAACAUUUGUAAUUAACCUGGUGAUAAAAAUGGCUCUUUUCAGAAGGAAAAAAGCUGAGCUCCACAUUUUAUGCAAAUUAUAUUUGCUACAGGUGCAUCUUUCUUGCUUCAAAACAGUUUGCCCCAAAAGCCAAAUGUCUCUAUAUACAACGCUAUAUUAUUUCAGUCCCAAGAUUGCAUCUAUGAAAUUAUACAAGUGGAUUAUGAAAUCGUUCAAUAUAAGAUCCAUUGUAGUUAUAAUCCAGUUACUAAUUCAAAAAUAAUUUCACCUUGUUCACAAUGGUCUGGAGAUUCUGGUUAUAACAAGCAGAGAUUUCUAGUUUAUAAUAUCAUUGGAAGGAAGUAGUGUUCUUGCUUAGGAAAUACAUCUACCUGGUCACUGUUCCCUCUAACAGACAUAGCAUUGGCCAGCAUUGUUCUUUCACUGGCAGCCUGCAAGACUGCAAGGUUACUGGCAGAAAGGGAGCAAGGAUUUUUGCCAUUUGACCUUUCUGUAUCCUCAAGACCCAGAAUGCACCUUAAGCUUUUGGAGAAAAAGGAAGUGUUGCCUUUCCUUUCACCAGAAUUAACCCAUUAAACCAUCAUUUCAAAUAAAAUAUUGAAUAUCAGUUAUAUCAGUACUCUU